Messenger RNA from Naegleria fowleri, 2577 nucleotides. RefSeq lists its product as uncharacterized. Gene Ontology annotation, cellular component: peroxisomal membrane. Lineage: Eukaryota; Heterolobosea; Eutetramitea; Acrasida; Naegleriidae. The transcript is spliced from 3 exons. The coding region runs from base 1 to 2577 and encodes 858 amino acids. Gene Ontology annotation, biological process: peroxisome organization; very long-chain fatty acid catabolic process; long-chain fatty acid import into peroxisome. The record is from RefSeq and is a predicted model, not a curated record. Gene Ontology annotation, molecular function: ATP binding; long-chain fatty acid transmembrane transporter activity; ATP hydrolysis activity.
AUGUCCGAACGCCAAUCUUCCUCGUUAUCUUGGGAGAAGGAUUAUGACUCAAAAAGUACAACAAAUGUACAGGAACAUGUCUCUUUAUUGUCCACUCAUGAUGAUGGUGUUGUUGUUGUUGUUGGAGGAAGAGUAAAUGCAAAGAAUCAUCAUCAUCACGUGAACAAUUAUCAUUCAUUUUCCGAUCAAGCGCAUGCCACUCAUCUCUCACCAACUCAACGGAUGGUUCAAAUGGAGAAAGGCUUUUCUGAUAUGUCUACUUCUGAUGAACACAAGAUUCAAGAAGAAGAGGUUCUUCUUCGACCGUUGAAUGAAGCUUUAUCGGAAGAGUUAUUCAUUCAACAUGAUGAUGAUUAUGAAGAAGAAGAAGCCAUGAAUCGUCCUGGAUAUAUCGUCGGUGAUGAUCAUCAUCCAUUCCAUGAAUUCAGUGAAUUCAAUGAUUUCAGUGCUGUACGUUCUUCAACAACAGGUGAACAACAAAUUCCAUAUCCAUCUCCUUCUUCAUCACCAAUGGAAAUUACUCCUUUCGGGAACAAUGCAUUGCAUUUCAAAAAGAGUAAGAAACGACAAACGUCAAAGAAUGAACAAAAAGCCAAGUUGGAUUUUCAAUUUUUGAAACGAUUUUUCGUGAUCAUUGGAUACUGUUUGAGAGUGAUUGAAAGAAAUAGUGAUUAUCAUGUUUUGGACGAAAAUGGAAAAAGAAUUGUGCAUCAACGAUGGUGGUGUUUUAAAAGAAAGACAUCACCAUUAAAUAGUGAAAUGGAGAAGGGAAAGUUUGUUACAUUUUGGAAUAAUUUCUCAAUUUUCAAUUGGAUGUUAGUCAUGCUGUUUUUGCUUGUCUGUGUUGGAGAGAUUUUGUUAGGAAAUGAAAUUGGAAAAAUUCCUGGAGCUUUUUAUAAGGUCAUUAUUGAUGCUUCGAGUACUAAAUUUUCAGAUUCUGGACCCUUUGUGAAAGUCAUGCUCAUUAGUUUGUUAUGGAUUUGUGGAAUGACCAUUGUGAAAACAUUUAGACAAUUUGUGUUGGAUUGUGUGCGGUUGUUUUGGAGAAGAAAUUUAACAUUUCAUUUACAGAGGAGAUAUUUCGAAUUUAGAAAUUACUACAACAUGAUUGUGUUGGAUAAACGUGUCGAUAAUCCCGAUCAAAGAAUUACCAAAGACGCUGAGAAUUUUGUUGACAUGACUUGCAAAUUUGUGGAGAGUCUUUUUACUGGACCUAUUACGGUGUUUUACUACACUGUGACAGUUUUUUUGAACAUUGGAUGGCAAGGACCGCUCUGUUGUUAUGCCUUUUUCAUUAUUGGAUCUAUUAUUAACAAACUCAUCAUUUCUCCAAUUGCAAAUUUGUGGUUCAUUCAAGAAAAAUAUGAAGGAAAUUUUAGAUAUGCUCACACUCAGAUACGCUCGAAUGCCGAAUCGAUCGCGUUUUAUAGUGGUGACGCUAAUGAAAGAACCAUUCUCAACCAAAAACUGAAAGGUACCAUUAAUAAUCGAAGAAAAAUUGUCAUGUGGAAUAUUAUGUUGAAUGGGCAUAUGAAUUUGUUCGGCUACACUGGAAGCAUUCUUGCAUACAUGAUUAUUGCUCUCUCAGCAUUUGUGAUUGGAAACUUUAUCGACAAUAAUGAAUCAGCAGGAAAUAUUGCUGAUAAAAUCUCGGUGUCCUCCUUUCAAGUCAUGAUGCUUAUCUCUGGUUUUACGACAUUCAUUCAAACCGGUUCAGAUUUAUCAGAGCUUGCGGGCUUCACUGCAAGAUUGGGCGAAAUGAAAGAGGUGAUGGAUGAGAUUGAAAAAAAUCCAGACUAUCACAGAAGCAAUGAUAAGGAUGCAGGUAAAAAUCUCUUACUCAAUCAAUCAACCUUUGAGGAAUGUGACAGCACUGGGGACAUAUCUCAUAUAGAGUUCAAGAAUGUGAGUGUCUUUGUUCCUAAAACUUUGGAAAAGUACUACACAGGAACGUGCUUGGUUGAAAAUCUAUGCUUUAGAAUCGAGCAACAUCAACACACCAUCAUUACUGGUCCCAGUGGAAGUGGAAAAAGUUCAAUAUUACGAAUUUUGGCAAACUUAUGGCCUCAUAAAAGAGGUCAAGUUAUCAAGCCAACCAGCUCAUCUGAUCUCUUUUAUGUUCCCCAAAAUCCAUAUAUCUGUACUGGCACUUUGAGAGAUCAAAUAACAUACCCGUUGAAAACGGAAAGAGGAAAUACACAAGAUAAUCCUACACUCUAUGAUGCCAUUUGCAAAACUAAACUGCAAUAUAUUUUGGAACGUGUUGAACGCGAUUGGGAUGUCGAAUGUGAUUGGAAUGCAUUACUAAGUCCUGGUGAAAAGCAACGAUUAGCACUCUCACGAUUAUUCUAUCACAAACCCAAAUUUAUAAUUAUGGAUGAAUCUACGAGUGCAUGCGAUGUAAAUGUUGAGGAAUUCAUCUAUGAUACUCUCAUAAAGCAAGGGUCUACUCUAAUCUCUGUAGGUCAUCGCCCAACACUCAUCCAAUUCCACACUCACAUGUUAGAAAUUGAUGGUACUGGAGGUUGGAGGUUCUCAGAGAUUAAAAGAAAACUAUCAGAUAAACAACAUCACUAA